AUGGCCGCCACGACCACCAGCGUCGAGGCCUCGACUGGUACCGCGACAAAACGCCAUGGCGGCAAGGAUCCGACCGGGGUCGAGCCACGAAACGGCACGGUGACCGACAGGGUCAAGACAGCUUGGUCGCAGAAAAAGUAUCGCCAUGUCGUUGCCGUCCACUCCCAGACAAGGCCCUCGUGCCUCAGCCACGAUUCAGAUGCUGCCCCCAGCUUCAUUGGCUUCCGCAACCUCAUGGUCAUUGUCUUGGUCGUCGGCAACCUGCGAUUGAUGAUUGAAAACAUCCAAAAGUACGGAGUCUUGAUCUGCAUCCGCUGCCACGCCUACAGCCGCCAGGACGUCCUCAUCGGCGGCCUGCUUUACUUCCUCAUCCCCUGCCAUCUCUUGGCCGCCUACCUCAUCGAGCUCGCCGCUGCCCAGCAGGCGCUGGGGUCGAGGAAGCGCCUCAAGGACGGCGCCACCAGUCCCUCUGAAGAAGACCGCAAGAGGUUUCACGCGACAUGGCUCAUCGUCGCCUGGGUCCAUGCGGCCAACAUCACCCUGGCCCUGGUCGUGACCUCGGCCGUCGUCUACUUCUACAUCCACCACCCGCUCAUCGGCACUCUCACCGAAAUGCACGCCAUCAUCGUCUGGCUCAAGACGGCCUCGUACGCCUUCACCAACCGCGACCUGCGCCACGCGUACCUGCAUCCCGUCAGGGGCGAGCUCGUCCCAGAGCUGUACUCCAAGUGCCCGUAUCCGCAAAACAUCACCUUUGGCAACCUCGUCUACUUCUGGUGGGCCCCGACGCUCGUCUACCAACCCGUCUAUCCCCGGACCGACAAGAUCAGGUGGCUCUUCGUCGCCAAGAGGCUCGGAGAGGUCUUCUGCCUGAGCGCCUUCAUCUGGUUCGCCAGCUUCCAGUAUGCCGCGCCCGUCCUGCGCAACUCUCUGGAUAAGAUUGCGUCGCUCGACUUUGCCUCCAUCCUUGAGCGGCUGCUGAAGCUGUCCACCAUCUCACUCGUCAUCUGGCUCGCCGGCUUCUUUGCCCUCUUCCAGUCCUUCCUCAAUGCUCUCGCCGAAGUGCUACGGUUUGGUGAUCGGGUAUUUUACGAUGAUUGGUGGAACAGCGAGAGCCUGGGCGCAUACUGGCGGACCUGGAACAAGCCCGUCUACACCUACUUCAAGCGCCACGUCUAUAUGCCCAUGAUCGGGCGUGGAUGGAGCCCCAUGAUGGCCAGUCUUGUUGUCUUCUUCGUCUCGGCCGUCCUCCACGAGAUUCUGGUCGGAAUCCCCACUCACAACGUCAUCGGCGUUGCCUUUCUCGGCAUGUUUCUCCAGUUGCCUCUCAUCGCCAUCACAGCGCCCAUGGAGAAGAUGAGGCUCGGCAAAGGCGGCAAGCUCGUGGGCAACGUCAUUUUCUGGGCCAAGUACGGGAGCGUGAGCAGGGAGAUGCAGCAAACGGUGAGCAUCAAGUAG
Messenger RNA from Hirsutella rhossiliensis, 1458 nucleotides. Its product is annotated as MBOAT, membrane-bound o-acyltransferase family domain-containing protein. The coding region runs from base 1 to 1458 and encodes 485 amino acids. NCBI's taxonomy places the organism in Eukaryota, Fungi, Ascomycota, Sordariomycetes, Hypocreales, Ophiocordycipitaceae. Gene Ontology annotation, cellular component: endoplasmic reticulum membrane. The transcript has 5 exons. Gene Ontology annotation, molecular function: diacylglycerol O-acyltransferase activity. Gene Ontology annotation, biological process: triglyceride biosynthetic process. The record is from RefSeq and is a predicted model, not a curated record.